Hevea brasiliensis (rubber tree) is the source of this 1485-nucleotide messenger RNA. Its product is annotated as UDP-glycosyltransferase 82A1. The record is from RefSeq and is a predicted model, not a curated record. Lineage: Eukaryota; Viridiplantae; Streptophyta; Magnoliopsida; Malpighiales; Euphorbiaceae. Gene Ontology annotation, molecular function: UDP-glycosyltransferase activity. The coding region runs from base 69 to 1445 and encodes 458 amino acids. The transcript is spliced from 2 exons.
UCAAAACCAUCAACCUCAUAGUUUUGAGUCAUCUAGACAGUUACUAUACACAAUAUUAGAAAGCAAGCAUGGGAAAUAUGAAGCUAGUGAAGGGCUCAAAAAUCAUUCUAGUUCCAUAUCCAGCACAGGGCCACGUUAAUCCCAUGGUUAAGCUGGCUUUAGCUUUGCUCAAACUUGGAUUCGAGCCGGUGAUGAUCACUCCAGAGUUCAUAUACCACAGCAUCACAUCGAGCAUGGAUCCUAAGGGAAAGAUCAUGUGCAUGGCAAUCACAGAUGGCCUGAAAAAGGACAACGUACCUCCUGACUUCUUUGCCAUUGAGAAAGCUAUGGAAACCAACAUGCCAAAUCACUUGGAAACUCUUGUUCAUAAAAUUGAUGGAGAAGAUGGUGCCGUGGCGUGCAUUAUAGUUGAUUUGUUAGCCUCAUCUGCGAUCGAAGUGGCUCGUCGAUGCAGAAUCCCCGUCGCCGGAUUUUGGCCUGCCAUGAUUACCACAUACCAGAUGAUCGCAGGCAUACCCGACAUGGUUAGGACAGGCCUUAUUUCUGAUACUGGAAGUCCCCAACGUCCGGGUCCAAUAUGCUUUCUGCCUAAUCAACCUCUGCUAUCUACAGACGAUCUUCCAUGGUUAAUUGGAACUCCAGCAGCAAGAAAAGCAAGAUUCAAGUUCUGGACAAGAACCUUGAAUCGAUCAAGAAAUCUUCGAUGGAUCCUCAUGAAUUCCUUUUCAGAGGAAAAUCUUUAUGACCAACUCUCCAUCACAGGUAAUAAGCCACUUGUUUUCCUGGUUGGAGCCUUGAGUAGGCAUGCAAUAAUCAAGAAUCCUAGCAUCUGGAAAGAAGAUAUGAGCUCCUUGCAAUGGUUAGACAAGCAAAAGCCUAAGUCAGUAGUGUAUAUCUCAUUUGGGAGUUGGGUCAGGCCCAUUGGAGAAGCAAAAGUGAGAUGUCUGGCAUUGUCACUUGAAGCAAUGGGACAACCUUUUAUUUGGGUUUUAGGGCCUGCAUGGCGAGAGGGGUUGCCUGGAGGAUAUCUAGAAAGAGUGUCGAAGAAAGGGAAAGUGGUAUCAUGGGCACCACAAAUGGAGGUUUUGCAACAUCAGGCAGUAGGAUGCUAUCUCACACACUGUGGAUGGAACUCAACCAUGGAGGCCAUACAGUGCCAAAAGCGCCUCUUAUGUCACCCAGUGGCUGGAGACCAGUUUGUUAAUUGUGCCUACAUUGUCGAGAAAUGGAAAAUCGGAGUGAAGAUUAAUGGAUUUGCGCAGAAAGAUGUUGAAGAAGGAUUGCAGAAGGUGAUGGAUGAUAAUGAAAUGAAUAGAAGGUUAAUGAGGCUAUAUGAGAAGACAAUGGGUGAGGAGGCUAAUUUAAGAGCGAUGGCUAAUCUCACUACUUUCGUUGAAGAGCUGAGAGAGAUAACAAAUAAAUCCCACAUUGGGCUUGCACUGUAAAUUAAACAAAUUAAUAAAUAAAAAUAUUAUUAAAAAUAAA